This is a messenger RNA of Boleophthalmus pectinirostris (great blue-spotted mudskipper), 2411 nucleotides long. RefSeq names its product TBC1 (tre-2/USP6, BUB2, cdc16) domain family, member 1. The transcript has 8 exons. The record is from RefSeq and is a predicted model, not a curated record. The coding region runs from base 16 to 1374 and encodes 452 amino acids. Lineage: Eukaryota; Metazoa; Chordata; Actinopteri; Gobiiformes; Gobiidae.
CUGUAUUGCCUAAUAAUGUACAAUAAUCUUUUUACAGAUUCAGAAAAUGAUCUGCAAAAUAAGCGACUGAAGCUAGACUAUGAGGAAAUCACUCCGUGCCUGAAGGAUGUUACUCUGGUCUGGGAGAAGAUGCUCGGGACUCCUGGGAGGUCAAAGGUCAAAUUUGAUCCGGAUGCCGUACAUGCUGCACUCACACAUGGUGUCCCGAGGCAGCACAGAGGGGAGAUUUGGAAGCUCCUCUCUGAACAAUUUCUUCUGCGUCAGACCGUCCCGUCACGACCUCCAGCCAAUGAUACUCCGUACAAAGAACUGCUCAAAAAGCUCACGUCACAGCAGCAUGCCAUCCUCAUCGACCUUGGUCGCACUUUUCCUACUCAUCCAUAUUUCCAGGCUCAGCUGGGGGCAGGGCAGUUGUCUCUCUAUAACCUGCUCAAGGCCUAUUCGUUGCUGGAUCCGGAGGUGGGCUACUGCCAGGGCCUGUCCUUCAUUGCUGGAGUACUUCUGUUACACAUGGGGGAGGAGGAUGCCUUCAACAUGCUCAAAUUUCUCAUGUAUGACAUGGGCUUGCGCAAACAGUAUAGGCCUGAUAUGAUUAUCCUUCAGAUUCAGAUGUAUCAGCUGUCCCGGCUGCUCCAUGACUAUCACAGGGAUCUGUACACUCACCUGGAGCAGCAGGAGAUUGGGCCCAGUUUAUAUGCUACUCCCUGGUUUCUCACCAUCUUUGCAUCUCACUUCCCUCUCGGCUUUGUGGCCAGAGUCUUUGAUAUGCUGUUCCUCCAGGGGUCAGAGGUCAUCUUCAAGGUAGCUUUAAGUCUCCUGGGAAGCCACAAGCCUCUCAUCUUACAACAUGACAGCCUCGAGUCCAUAGUCGAUUUCAUCAAAACCACAUUGCCUAAUUUGGGGUUGGUGCAAAUGGAGAAAACAAUAAACCAGGUGUGCGAAAUGGAUGUUUCAAAGCAGCUCCAGGCUUAUGAAGUGGAGUACCACGUUCUGCAGGAUGAACUUUUGGACACGCCCCCAACCCUCAACCAACAGCAGCGGGCGGCACAGCUGGAACGGACCAAUCAGAGCCUUCGGCAGCAGAACCUGGACCUGCUCGAAGAACUUCAGGUGUCUCAUGCUCGUGUGUGUAGCCUGGAGAGCAGAGUGGAGGCUCUGGUCCAGUCUGACUCUCAGCUGAGGGAGCAGGUGACGGAGCUGGAGCAGGAGAAGCAGCAGCUGAUUGGCACGAUCUCACGCCUCCAAGACCUCCUCGACAGUUUGGGAAUACGCACAUCCCCAGACACACACGCCCUCCCCCCUCCCACCAGGACCGCACCUGCAAAUACUGGACACACCCUACCACACCCUUUAGCUCUCCCAGAGGAUUUGUAAUUUAAUGCAACUUCAAAUUGUCAAUGCAAGAGAACAUGGAUUUGUUUCUACCCAAAGUUUUUUAAAUGACUUAACUGAUUUUGCACCAAACGUAUGAUUUGAAUUAUAGCACUGACCCACAUGUCCACUUCUGUAACUAGGCUGAAUGGGACCUCUGUGUUUUUGAAUGUCCAAACAAGAAGGCCAAAGCCAAAGUAAAGUCUUUCAGUAGAAGGUGUAAACCAUAAGUUGUUUGCAAUAAACUGUGUUCAGAUUAAAAGGUCCAAGAUAUUGUGUCUCUACAGUAUAUAUAAUUAUGUUUGAUUCCACUGUGUUUUGAUUUUACCAUUGACUUUUUUUGUUUAUGUUUCAUUUCCCAAACACCGUGUAUGCUUUAAGCCUCACUUUAAGUAUUUUACCCAAAGAACCACACACUUUUUUACUGCUUGUUUAUAUCCUGGUAGUGAGAUAGUUUGCUAUUUCAAAGUAACUAUCCCUUUUAAAGGUGCAUUGCAUAGCUUUUCUGGUGGAGGAUGUCACUGCUUUGCUUAGAAUGUUCUACAGUAUGAUAUUAAACCGUUCUACUUUACAUUUAUUCAAAUACAGGUGGUUUUAUAGCUCAAAAAUACCUACAAAAACAGGUAUUCUGACUGUGAGCGGGGUCGCCUCUCCACAGAUCUGACCUGUAACUUGGUCUGGUUUGGUCUCCAUGAAGAUAAAAAGGCUUAAUGCAAUACUGUGAAACAUUCCAGACAAAGCAAUACAAUUUCUUGACUUAUCCUCCACCAGAAAUGUUACACAAUGCACCUUUAAGUUAGCGAGCCAGAUUAAGCAAAGCCGGCCCCAUUGUGUUUUUAUAGAGACAAAUGUGUGUUAAUGAUUUACUGUAUUGUACACUGAAUUUCCUCCACAGGAACUACGUAUCUGAACAUUUGAAAGUGUUAUUGUGUCUGUGUGCUUGUCACUUGUUCGACACUGUUUUAAGAUAUUUUACUUGCACAUUAUUUCUAUGUUUUAAUGACUCUUCAGUAUCUUUAAAUAUAUUUCUUAUUCUUUCA